AACACGAAAAAACUUUUCUGUCCAGCCAGCUGUCAUGACAGGAAUGAGCGAGUGGGGCAUGAACUGUGCAGUCCGAUUGUGGAGGAGGAUGGAAGUGUAAGAUUUGCUUGUGGAAACAGAGCUUUAGAGUGGCCUUUACAGCGUUAAAAAAUAAUGAAGAGGAGAGAGAGAGAGAGAGAGAGAUAAAAUUCAUCUGUAGCAGUUUUAACAUUGCUUGUACAUAGCUUUCUCAUCGUUUUUACCUCUAUCCACUUCUGUGUUUGUAGAGCUUCAGUCAGGCUCCCAUUUAUUAUGAGAGAUUUUACAUAAGUUAAUUUUAUUAUUUUAUCAUUGCCGAAGGUGUCUACAGCAUUUUUCUAACCCUGUAGCAUAGUCCAGUUUUGAUCUUCAGCUUAUUCCUCAUUGUCUUAAGCCUGCAAAAUUAUGCCAAUAGCAUUGCCAAGCAGCACGACGUCGAUGACGACAAGGUAUUGAAUUAAUCUUAUUUUAUUAUGGUCCCGUCAGUGUACGGAAAUGUAACCGAGCCUCCCUGACAGCACUAACGUACAGGAAAGGAUUUUUUUCUGUGAGGCAGACCUCAAAAACGUUUGUAACUUAGCAGAAUAGUCGUAAAUCAGAUCUUUUUCCGUUUCACUUUGUUCCUAGCUGACGGUUUUCUGUAGAUUUGAAUAUCAAAUGCACAGAGCUUUGAGUACUGCUUUCUUAUGUUCUAUUUUGGGAGAUACAAAAAUAGUUUUGACACAGCGUGAGACCGCUAUAAGCAUCGUCAGUCACUCAGUUAACAACAGACUGUUACUACGACCCCGAAAAUUUGAGUAACGUGCUACAAAAUUAACGCGUUUUUUUUUCUUUCAUGGUUGCUGUAGAACAACAGAGAUGUAGCAGCGGGCAUUGUUGUGAGGUUUGCUAGGGAGAAAGAAACGAACCAUAUACUGUUUCAUCCGAUAAAAAGACAGAUAAGUGCGCACGAGCACAUGUGUGCACAGCUGUGCGAGCAAAAAAAGAAAAAAAAAGACAUAUAAAAGGAAACAUGACGUUUAUACGACACUGCGUACAAACAGCGCUGUUUGAAGAAGUGAAACGGUUGAGUGUUUAUUGUAGCUGGUGAUGUGGAUUUUAUGACACUUUCUGUAAUCUACAGAAAAUGGCAAGUGCUUUUCCAGCCGUAUCUCCAGCUAAUGAUCCACUCAAGGAUGAAGAUGGUUACGACGAGGUACUUCAACUUGAGCCUCAAGAUAAAAAGCCUAAUACCAAGAACCCGAAAUCUCGCUGGCGGACAGUAAACAUCAUGAGCAACACAAGUCAUAUUUUGAUGCUGUUGUUCACAGUGUACGUGUUGAUUUUAAGUUUUGGUGAUUAUUCAUUUUUUUCGUGGCAUCCAGCGUUAAUGACACUCGGGUCACUUCUCUUCAUGGGUGAGGCAGUUUUGGCGAUUUCGACUGGGAACUGGCUGACUUCAAGACUGAACAGGAGAAACCGCAUAACAGCUCAUUGGGUAUUGCAGGCCAUAGCUGCUGCCUGUAUUUUUGCAGGAUUUUUGAUAAUAUUUAUUAAUAAAAACAGAAAUGGAAAAUUACACUUUCAAUCUCUCCAUGGAAUAGUGGGUCUAGUUUCUGUGAUAUUUGUUGGAAUAACCAGCAGCGGAGGCGUUGCUGCAUUGUAUACAACGCGCUUGAAAGACAUAAUUAAACCAGCUAAAGUUAAAUUUGCACACAAUGUUUUUGGCAUUAUUACAUUUGCCAUUGGAAUAGCAUCAACAAUACUUGGUAUUUAUUCAGGAUGGUUCACAAGACAUUCAAAUACAUUAAUGCAGAUAGUUUCUGUAAUAGUUGUUACACUAGCAAGCAUUUUUGCUGUGAUAAAUGCUUUUAAAUCUGCAUAUUCCAGAUUUGUCAACAUGGUACAAGGUCAUUAAACUGAUGCGCUAUGGUUAAAUUGUGCAUUUAUGGUGAGAGAUCAUUUUGAGUUGUUUACAUUGAAACUAUACGGAUUUUCAGUAGAAUGUUAACAAGUAUUAUACAAUAAUCACUAUUUUUGUGAUGUGUGUUUGUUGCAUGCUAACAAACAUGAUCUAUUGUUUCAAAGCAGUUGUUGAAAUAACUUUUUUCAGAAGGAAGUUAAGACCAAGUAUUGACCAAAAACAGUGUAUUUGUUAAAUAUGUAUACUGAAAAUUAGUAAAUAAGAUCUAUCCCCUCAAAUCA
Molecule: messenger RNA, 2202 nt
Organism: Schistocerca gregaria
Lineage: Eukaryota; Metazoa; Arthropoda; Insecta; Orthoptera; Acrididae
Product: transmembrane reductase CYB561D2-like
Exons: 2
Coding region: 1145-1915 (256 amino acids)
Molecular function (GO): transmembrane monodehydroascorbate reductase activity
Source: RefSeq, a predicted model, not a curated record